AAUGAACAAAAAUAAAAAGUAAAUGAAAAACAAUCGAAAUUUGCUAAUAUGCCAGCUGGAACAAACAUGGCGCUAAUACGUGAAGCAAAAAUAUCAAUGUAAAUGUCAUAAUUGUAAGUUGCGCCAAAAACUAUGCUUGUGUUCCCUUGCGGAAAAUCGAUAAGAUGAAAUUCCUCUACAUCCGUGUGUGUGUGUGUGAAUACAUUUUUCAAAUAGAUAUUCAAAGCUGAACAAAAUAUUAACAAAAUUUAUUAAAAAUGUUAACUACCAUUAAGGUGGAAGUAUAACUCAUUUUUUAGUUGAACAAUUGUACAUACAAACAUGCAUAUGUAUUUGUACAUAUAAAGCAGUUAAGAAUAAGCUACAGCCAGGUCAUUUAAGAUGCAUCCAAUUCGUAGCGAUCUUUCGAGUGGCAUUAGCAACCAGCGCCGAAAUGGAAAUGGAAAUGAUUGCAAUGCUAUAGUUGCCGGGAAUGCGUGUGCCGGACGUAGGAAAUCGGUUAAUUAUCAGCCGCAACUGGCGCUUAAGGCGAACGGAGAUGAACCGAUUGGAUCACCAGCUGGUCGCUUUAGUCCGCAUCCAAAUGAGAUAUUCCUGGCGCAGUCUAGCAAACUAACUAUACCGUUGGCCAAAUUUGAUGAUUCGCUAAUGAACGGCUGCUUGCCGCCUCCGUCGCCUGCUCCAAAUAGCGAUUGUUUGCCCUCGGGUCUAAGUCAGGCCCACGCUCACGGUCACGGCCACGCCCACGCUCAAACCCAACCAAAUUUUCAAAACAAAAUUGGCCUUAACACGAACAGCAGCGGCAAUCAGAUGCAGCAGCUGAAUCUCAACCAAUUUCAGCAACAGCAACAGGGCCCAGGCUAUCCGUUGUCAUCCUCGAACUCGACCUCGUCGCUAUGCACCAACAAUUCGGGAUGCACGCAGUCGCAGCCGGCCGAGAGCUCAUCCGGCAUCCAUCAUAAGCAUGGCAAAUAUAGCCUGCAUCCACUGCAUCCACGUGCAAUGUCUCCCAACUCGAAAUACCGCCUGGAGCGCUACCGAGAUCCGGCUCAAAAGGUGAAACUAAUCGAAACAAUGAAUCUAUUAUCGCCGGGACUUGCACCCGCAACGGCGACAACUCAAAGUGCAACCUCGACACGUUAUUUUAUGCCACCCAAAAUGGUGGAAUGUGAUGCAUACAACGGUUAUUUGGGCUCCACGGUGCACACGCCGGUCAAACGGUAUGUCCCAACGCCGCCUCCGGCGAGUGAUAUAUACACGGAUUCAGGGCUCGGUCCAACAACAACAGGAACGGCAACAACAUGCGCUGCCACGCCUCCGCUGUCAUCGCAAUACGUGAAUAUUCCGUAUAAUUAUCGUGCCAAGUGCUGUCACAGUGAACACAUUGAAUCUGGGCAGGCUCAGGGUAGCUAUUCGAAGAGCGCACAAACCUAUAAUGUGCACAAUCUGCUAUCAUCAUCAGCCGCCACAUCUUCCAACUCGAACCCAUGCCCAUGCCCAUCGCCAUCGCCUGCCUCAUCCGGCUCAUUAUCCGUAACAUUUCCUGCACCAGGCCCCAGCGUCUGCCCACCCAUUGUAAGCACGGGAAAAAACAUUGGAACAUGCAACAAGUUGCGAUCUAAUCUGGAAAGUGCACGCAGCAACCAUCCGGAUGAGGCCGAGUCCAUUAUAGUCAUACAAUCUUCGGCGUUGGGUCAGAGCGAGGGCCAACGACAGGUCCCAGCUCAGGUGCAGGUGCAGGGUCAGGACAUGGCUGGCACCUGUUUACAUUGCAAUACCGCGCGCCGGACAACCGGUGUGCAUCAGACAACACAAACAACUGGCCCGAUCAGUCCCGUGCCCCUGGCCAUGCCCAUGGCCAUGCCCAUGCCCGUAACAUCAACGGAUCUGGCCAAGCUGAAGCAUCAGCAUGAUCAGGAAAUGAUGGCACACGAGAAUGCCAGCGCCACAAUCGAGGGCUCCGAUCUGGCCGGCACAAUGGCGUUCCAACGUCAGCAGCAGCAGCAACAGCAGCAGAUAUAUCCACUUGCCCACUUGGCCAAUUCGCCCCGCCUGCAGCAGCAACAGCAGCAGCAACAUCUCGUUCCGCAGCAGCAACAACAGCAGCAGCAACAACAGCAGCAACAACAGCAGCAGCAGCAGCAGCAGGCCCUUCGGUAUUCCUGCAAGAAACGCAUCAUAAUUUAUAUGCGACGCGAGGUUGCGCGUUUCUUUGGCGUGGAGACCAGCACGGAGGCUGCGGACUUUGCCCUCUGGUACGGACGCCAUCGACGCCUGGCAAUUCGACGUUUUGGGCCAUUGAACACAAGCUCGGAAUUGGACUAUAAUAUGCCCAUGGCAGUUGACAAUCGUGAUAAUGGAAACAAUGCGGAAGCAAUUGCCUACCAUGCAACGGAUCGGCCCGAUAUCCUGCCCGCUCAUGAUGCCCAAAAUGUGGAUUUGGCACUGCAUGCCAGCGGUAGCUGCAGAUGGCGUAAAUGCUAUGCGGGCAGCGAUUUCAGUGCGGGCGAAUUUGUGGAGCGCAAGGCAUCGGUGGCUCACAUGCUGAUGACAGGUGUUAGCUACCUGAUAAGCAUGUUCAAUAUACGGCCCACAAAGAAUGGACCUGGCCGCCUUGGCAAGCGAUGCCAUCAUCGGCAAUGGUCGCGCAGCUUUGCGCCGGUCCAUGUACACGGCAGGGGCUUGGAGUCCAUGGAUCAUGGCGAGGACAUGGACGCCGAGUGCAGCAUGGGCAUGGCCAAUAGUCUAGCUGCACUGAUCGAUGACGAGGUCUUCUUCGAUAGUCCAUGCGAUGCGUCGUCCACCUCGUCGGCAAAUGAGGACGGCGAAACAAACAAACAGCCGCCCACAGAUGCAGUCGGCUUGGGACUUGGCGUCGGAGUCGGAGUCGAAGGCAGCGUUGGCGUCUAUAUGGCGUCUGAGAGGCAUCACAAUGGUUGGCGCACAUCGGCUCUAAAUGGGGGCAACGGGGGAAACGGGGACAUGCAUUUGAUAGCCGAUGCACAUCAAAUACAUCAGGUGAACCAUAUUCAUAUGAGCGGCAGCUCGGGACAAGGCCAAUCCGUGCUGCGCACAUCCAAUUCGAUAACCAAUUCUUCAACCACCAAUCGUGGCAAUCGUAUAGCUGCCCAGCUGCUGGAUGGCGUUCUGGAGAACUCGAGACGCCCCCAGACGCAGCAUAUCAAAUACUUUUCGGUCAAUGAUCUGGACGAUCGCACGGAUCAUCGACCAUUCUUCACAUACUGGAUAAAUACGGUGCAAAUUGUCGUACUGUUUUUAUCGAUCAUUUGCUACGGCAUCGCACCAAUUGGUUUCGGUACCGAACAGAAAACCGGACAAGUGCUGGUGACCAGCCUGAGCCUGCAGACGGUACAGCACAUCGAGCAGCGCAAUCUCUGGAUUGGUCCACGCAAUAAUGACCUGGUUCAUAUGGGGGCAAAAUUUGCGGCAUGCAUGCGGCGCGACAUUAAGAUCAUGGAGGUAGUGGCAAAAACUAGAAGGCAGGAACGUGAAACGGCUUGCUGCAUACGGAAUGAUGACUCCGGCUGCGUUCAGAGCUCCCAGGCGGAUUGUUCCAUACGGGGUCUCUAUCCUACGAAAUCAAUAUCGACUUGGAAAAAAUGGUCACCCGGUGAGUCAGGGCCUGGCGGGCGGAUUUCAGGAUCUGUGUGCGGCUUGGAUCCAAAAUUUUGCGAUGCACCCGCAUCCAUAGCGCCAUACGAGUGGCCCGAUGACAUAACCAAGUGGCCCAUUUGCCGAAAAACAAACUCAUUCUCGCAGCGCUACCGCUACAAAGAUCACACGGCUGAGCAUAUGGUAUGUGAAGUAAUUGGCCAUCCUUGCUGUACGGGACUCUAUGGUGAAUGCAGAAUAACAACCCGCGAAUAUUGUGAUUUCGUUAAUGGAUAUUUUCAUGAGGAAGCUUCACUCUGUUCACAAAUAUCCUGCCUAAAUAACGUUUGUGGCAUGUUCCCAUUUAUCUCAGUGGAAAUUCCAGAUCAGAUUUAUAGACUUUUGACAUCGCUAUGCAUGCAUGCUGGCAUUUUGCAUCUGGCAAUUACACUUAUAUUUCAGUAUUUAUUUCUUGCCGACUUGGAGAGAUUAAUCGGAACCUUGCGAACUGCCGUGGUAUAUAUUAUGUCGGGCUUGGCUGGAAAUCUUACCAGCGCAGUUCUGGUACCCCAUCGACCCGAGGUGGGACCCUCAGCCUCGCUCUGUGGUGUGGUAUCCUCGCUAGCUGCCCUGCUUAUAUGGAUGCACUGGAAAAAUGUACACAAGCCAUAUGUGGCAUUGUUCAAACUAUUGCUAUUGUCCACAGUUCUAUUCGGGAUCGGCACAUUACCAUACCAACUGAACUUUGCUGGCCUGCUAGCUGGAGUUUCUUGUGGCACGUUUUUAACAAUAUCCUUGGUACCGUUUGCCACUUUCACGAAAUACGGGCGCAGAAAAAAGAUAAAUCUGAUUUGGACAUGCAUACUGUUUCAUCUGUUUGUAUACGCAACUUUAAUAACAACGUUUUACAUCUAUCCCAGCGAAUUUAGUACAUUUAGUUUCGUGGAUGAUAUAUUCGGUAGUAAUGGUAACGGUAACAGCUACAUUGGUGCCACAAAUAGCAAUAUUGGACACCAGAAUGGUGAGGUAAGCAGCACCCCCCGCAGAUAUUCCCAGACACAAAAGCCUCAAUAUUAUUAUCACCAUCACUCGGAAGACAUAAUCAGGAAUGCGUUCCCCGAAGGCAACAGCAUUUCGCACAUAUAUCCGGAGACGCAGCGACAAAAAAAUAUUCAACUCUGGCAAGAAGGUCUUUACACCCGGUCAUUUCGCUACAAUUCCAACUACAGCAAUCGCAUUUAUAACAAUAUCGAAAAUGCAAUCGCUGACACAAAUGUUUUAGGCAACCAAGAUGCUCUCGCCUCUUACGGGGCUGGCCGAAUAUUAAAUAAGAACAAGAAAAACAACUCGCGGAUAAGUGAAAAAGCCGUCAUUGCGAUGCAGCUUAAUAACAAAAAUAUCGAAAAUAUGAAUGAUACAAAUUUUAAGGGCCUAUGAAUCUUCCAUACUUAAUUAUUAACAUCAUUUAAAGCAACAAUAGCACAAUAAGUGCACAAAACUAUACAAAUGUACAUAAAUAUUCAUACAUACAUAUAUAUACCCGUAAAAUAUUGCAUGUAUCGUGGU
Molecule: messenger RNA, 5178 nt
Organism: Drosophila novamexicana
Lineage: Eukaryota; Metazoa; Arthropoda; Insecta; Diptera; Drosophilidae
Gene: rho-5
Product: inactive rhomboid protein 1
Exons: 7
Coding region: 382-5049 (1555 amino acids)
Biological process (GO): regulation of epidermal growth factor receptor signaling pathway; regulation of protein secretion
Cellular component (GO): endoplasmic reticulum membrane
Molecular function (GO): serine-type endopeptidase activity
Source: RefSeq, a predicted model, not a curated record